Sarcophilus harrisii (Tasmanian devil) is the source of this 9677-nucleotide messenger RNA. RefSeq names its product phosphodiesterase 10A (gene PDE10A). The transcript is spliced from 24 exons. The record is from RefSeq and is a predicted model, not a curated record. NCBI's taxonomy places the organism in Eukaryota, Metazoa, Chordata, Mammalia, Dasyuromorphia, Dasyuridae. Bases 253 to 3843 code for a protein of 1196 amino acids. Gene Ontology annotation, biological process: signal transduction; negative regulation of receptor guanylyl cyclase signaling pathway. Gene Ontology annotation, molecular function: 3',5'-cGMP-stimulated cyclic-nucleotide phosphodiesterase activity; protein binding.
UGUCCCCUUCCACCUAGAGAGGGGAUGAAAAUGUGAAGAUUUUACAGGUCGGGGAACCGAAGACAGGAGGGAGGGGGGAAGACACCCCCUCCCCCAAACCUUUCUCAGAGAUUAGCCUGGAAAGCUCCUAGCGGGAGGGGAGCAUAGACGGAGUGAGGCGCUUAGCUGCGUCUCUGGCUCUUCGCUCCCCCACCUCGCGGCGUCUCUAGCAAACGUCCUGCCUCUAACUACCGCGAAAAAGGGAGGAGGGUCAUGUCCAACCCAGAGAAGCCGCUUUUAUCCCGCCCCCAGGCCCCCUUGUCUGCAGAUUGGAAAAAGCUCAGCUCCGGCCACUACCGACUGCACUCGGAUCUCGGCGGCAGCGGCCAGGGUGGGGACAGCUAUAGCGCUCAGAAGGCUGGGAACGCCCGCGGUUUCCCCUUGCUCCUGGCUCGCGCAGCCCGGGGCACAGACGGUCCGGGCCCGGGCGCCGUUUGCUUCUCUUCCUGCAGCGCUCGCGGUCUCGGCCGCGGCAACGGCAGCAACGGCAAAAGCAGCGGGGUCGUACCCCGAGUUCCUUUCUCUGUUCCUUCUUCCUCCUCCCCUUUUCUUUCCUCUUCUCCAUCUUCCUUUUACUUCUUGCCGCCCCCGCCUCCCCCUCCUCCUCCUCCUCUUCUCCCUUCCUCCUCUUGCUUUCACCUCCCAGUGGGUUUCCAAGGAAGGGAAGCAGCAGCAGCAGCAAGAGCAGCAAGAGGAGGAGGACGUGGUGGAGGAGGAGGAGAUGUUGGAGGAGGAGGAGGAAGAGGAGAAGAAACAGCUCCCUUGAUCGUCCAUCCGAGCAGUAGUAGUAGCAGCAGCAGCGGCAUCAGCAGCGGCAGUGGCAGCAGCGGCGGCAGCAGCAGAAGGCGGCGGCUGUUUUUCUCUCCUCCUUCACUUCAAGGUUUGCUGCUCCCAGCCUCCGUUGGUCCCCGGCUGCAGCCGCAGCAGCCGCCGCAGCCUCGACUUCUCCUUUCCCCAGCAGUCUGCAGCCUGUGGUCCUACAAUUUCCUAGGAACCGCAGGCGCAGCCCGCGCCGGUGGUGGGGUCGGAGGCGGCGGCCCGGCUUACACUAGCAGCAGCAGCAGCAGCAGCCUCGGCAGCCUCAGCAGCAGCAGCAGCAGCAACCGCAAAAUUCAACAGCAUCAGCAUCAGCCUAAAGGCUCCUUUUUCUCCUUCGCUGCCUCCUCCCCCUUGUCACUAGGGUCAGACAUGGAAGAUGAACCUUCUAAUAGUACAGGCUGCUUUAGAAGGUUUACAGAGUGUUUCUUGAACACGAGUCUGACAGAUGAAAAAGUGAAGGCCUAUCUUUCUCUUCAUCCCCAGGUACUUGAUGAAUUUGUUUCUGAAAGUGUAAGUGCUGAGACAGUUGAAAAAUGGCUGAAGAGAAAAAACAACAAACAGGAAGAUGAAGGAAUUUCUAAUGAAAUCACCCGGAUGAGGAAGCUGAGGCCCGGACAUCCAAUGCUAAACUUAAGAUCAGAAAAUUCUUCCUGGUCUCUAAUAAAUUGUGCUACAGCCCAUUUCCUGUUCAGUGGAGAUGGAAAACAGCUGGUUAUUAAUCUCAGUACAGGUAGGAAAUUGUUUCAGAAUCUAGGCCUGCAGAUGUGGGGAAGUUGGCUGCAGCUGGUUAAGAAAAAGAUGAAGGAGCAUCAGCUGCAGUACCGGGAUACAAAUAUGCAAGGCGUUGUAUACGAACUAAACAGCUAUAUAGAACAACGGUUGGAUACGGGAGGAGACAACCAGAUACUGCUCUAUGAAUUGAGUAGACUCAUCAAAAUAGCCACAAAAGCAGAUGGAUUUGCACUCUAUUUCCUGGGAGACUGCAAUAAUAGUCUAUGUAUGUUCACACCACCUGGAGUAAAGGAAGGAAAACCACGACUCAUCCCAGCUGGGCCAAUUACCCAUGGUACAACAAUAUCUGCUUAUGUAGCCAAAUCAAGGAAAACAAUGCUAGUAGAAGAUAUCCUUGGGGAUGAACGAUUUCCCAAAGGUAUUGGACUGGAAUUAGGAACACGCGUCCAGUCUGUUCUCUGUUUACCAAUUGUCACUGCAAUAGGUGACCUCAUUGGUAUCCUUGAAUUAUAUCGGAAUUGGGGCAAAGAAGCUUUCCACAUCUGUCACCAAGAGGUUGCAACAGCAAACCUUGCUUGGGCCUCAGUGGCAAUACAUCAAGUACAAGUAUGCAGAGGCCUUGCCAAACAGACUGAAUUGAAUGAUUUCCUACUUGAUGUAUCAAAAACCUAUUUUGAUAACAUAGUCGCAAUAGAUUCUCUACUUGAACACAUAAUGAUAUAUGCAAAAAAUUUGGUGAAUGCAGAUCGUUGUGCACUUUUCCAGGUAGACCAUAAGAACAAAGAACUAUAUUCAGACCUUUUUGAUAUUGGGGAGGAAAAUGAAGGGAAGCCUGUCUUUAAGAAGACCAAAGAAAUAAGAUUUUCUAUUGAUAAAGGAAUAGCUGGUCAGGUGGCUAGAACAGGGGAGGUCCUUAAUAUCCCAGACGCUUAUGCAGAUCCACGCUUUAACAGGGAAGUAGACCUAUAUACAGGUUAUACCACUCGAAAUAUAUUGUGUAUGCCUAUUGUGAGUCGAGGGAGCGUAAUUGGUGUUGUGCAGAUGGUAAACAAAAUAAGUGGAAGUGCCUUCUCCAAAACAGAUGAAAACAACUUUAAAAUGUUUGCAGUCUUUUGUGCUUUAGCCUUACACUGUGCUAAUAUGUAUCAUAGAAUUCGCCAUUCAGAAUGCAUUUACCGAGUAACCAUGGAAAAGCUUUCCUAUCAUAGCAUAUGUACUUCAGAAGAAUGGCAAAAUCUCAUGCAGUACACUGUCCCAGCAAACCUUCACAAAGAAAUUGAAUUAUACCAUUUUGAUAUCAGUCCUUUUGAGGAAAUGUGGCCUGCCAUUUUUGUCUAUAUGGUACAUCAGACCUGUGGGACAGCCUGCUUUGACUCUGAAAAGCUAUGUCGUUUUAUUAUGUCUGUUAAGAAAAACUAUCGACGAGUUCCUUACCACAACUGGAAACACGCAGUUACUGUGGCACACUGCAUGUAUGCCAUACUUCAGAAUAAUCAAGGGCUUUUUACAGAUCUGGAGCGAAAAGGACUUCUGAUCGCCUGCUUGUGCCAUGACUUGGAUCACAGAGGAUUCAGUAAUAGCUACCUUCAGAAGUUUGAUCACCCUCUGGCAGCUCUGUACUCUACCUCCACCAUGGAGCAGCACCACUUUUCCCAGACAGUAUCCCUCCUGCAGCUGGAAGGGCACAAUAUCUUCUCCUCUCUGAGCUCCAGUGAAUAUGAGCAGGUGCUGGAGAUCAUCCGAAAAGCCAUCAUCGCCACAGACCUUGCUCUGUACUUUGGAAACAGAAAGCAGUUGGAGGAGAUGUACCAGACAGGAUCGCUAAACCUUAAUAAUCAAGCGCAUAGAGACCGGGUAAUUGGUCUAAUGAUGACUGCUUGUGACCUUUGUUCUGUAACAAAGCUAUGGCCAGUUACAAGAUUGACAGCUAAUGACAUAUAUGCAGAGUUCUGGGCUGAGGGUGAUGAAAUGAAGAAAUUUGGAAUCCAGCCUAUCCCUAUGAUGGACAGAGACAAAAAGGAUGAAGUCCCUCAAGGCCAACUUGGCUUCUAUAAUGCUGUAGCAAUUCCCUGCUAUACCACCCUUAUGCAGAUCUUCCCCCCUACUGGACCCUUACUCCGGGCAUGCAGGGAUAAUCUUGGCCAAUGGGAGAAAAUAAUUAGAGGAGAGGAAAGUCUUUUAUGGCUUCCAAACCAGACAGGAAAUCAAGAGACCUCUUGCUGCUCAAUGUCUUUGAAGAUUGAUCAGCAAUGAUCAUUAGUAUUUGCCUGAAGGCUCAUCCUCAUCCUUCUUUUUUAUAUUGUUUUAUCUUAUGGAGGGAGCAUGAAAAAGAGAAAAGAGAGCCACACCUGCUAAUUGGGACACAAACCUUUUCAAGGAAGGUAACAUCAAGGAGACACUUCAACUGGAUGACUACCUGCCAGUCUCAUCUGUGAUGUACUGUGAAGAAUGAGAAAACUAGGACUGCUCAUAUUUUGGGAUCAGCUGUCCAAGGGAACUCUAUGUGACUUGCAAAGUGGCCUUUUUUCAUAGGCUUUUGCUGAAGCCUUAAUUUAAAACUAAAAAACAAAAAACAAAAAAAAAAUACCAUGAGGGUACUUUUUAAGUUGUAGCUUUCUAGAGAAGGUUUAAAAUGGUACUUUUAUUGUAUUGUUCUUGACAGGCUUUCACAACAAUGUUUUGGAAGUUCUUGGUUAUAAAUAGGAAUUUUUACACAUUACUAUGGUGAAUGUUUAUGUGUGAUCUAGUUAUAAUCAGUUUGACCUCUAGCCAAAAACCUCAGCAUCACAACUAUCAUUUCGGCUUCAGUAUGUGGAGUUUCUUUCUAUAGUCAGGAGUGGGAGAAAAACCAGUUUCAUAGUUUAGAACUCUGAAACCCAUUUUGAUCAAUCAUUCCAACUGAUCUGUUUUAUGUUAGGAGUUGCAAGUUAGGAGCUCUCCACUAAAAAAGAAAGAAGACAAUUAAUCCUGUAUGAGAUUUUGUUUUUUCUAAAUACCAAAACUUAGAUAAAUCCUUGAACCCUUGAACAAAGGGCCUUUUCCUUCAUAGCAAACCUAGUAAAAAAAAUUGUUUUUCCUCUUUUUAAAAUGGCAUUAAAGAAUCAGUGCAUCUGACCUUUUCAUUUGAAGAUUCAAAUUUAGUGAAUGCAGCUGUAUUGAGAAAAAGAAGAAAAGGGGUAUAUAAUUUCUUAACCAACUAGCCUUGUUGAUGACAAAUGUAUUCUCUUUUCUAAUGAGAGAAGCUUUUUUUUUUUUUUUUAACGUAUUUCACAAAUGUCCAUUUUCAGAAAUUUUUCCCAACUAAAUGCUCAUCCAAAUGAUCUCCAAGUGUCAUACUUUAGGUCUACUGAUUAGCAGAACUUUUGAUCUAUAGCUUUCUUUGACCAUUAGGCAACUGUCCUGUGAGACAAAUAGCCAGUGUAUUUUUAUCACUAUGUACUCAUUCACUGGGAGCAACAAAGGAGAUCCAUAAACACCUGUUUCUUUGGUUUGGUAAUCAAAUAUCAAGUGGAAAGACCCAUUGGUUUUGGUGGCACAUUGUUAUACAGGCUUUUGGCAAAUUAAAAAUUCACUGUUCAUGGUGCCUACUGAAGGGGAAAAAAUUCCCAAAACUUUCUGGACCAGAUUUUGUAAGAUUUUUAAAUCAUUUACUUAGUGGGUUUUAGCCAGAGUGACCAUGUUGAGGGAAACUGAGUCUUUAAAGAUGCUUUAAACAAUGCAUUUAGUACACUAAGUGCUGAUUCUGCUUCCAGACCUGAUAGAUUUGCUUAGAGUACUAUUUACCUGGAAAGAAAUCAGAAUACUGAUUUUUAAUUUACUAAGUUUUAAAGUAACCGCUUUGAAAUAUGAAUUAUACUCACAUUGUUUAAUGUAGAGGAAUUUUGCAUAUUAAAAAUGAAAAAAACACCUCCUUAACUUCAUAAAAGGACUUAAGAAGAUUAUUAUGAAAGUAAUGAGAUGGAGUCCACAAGUUGCCCAUGAAAAUCAGUCUCAUUGCCUUUAUUACUGAGCCACCUCCCAUGUCUGAACCUCACCUUCCAGAUCUCCAAAAUCUGGACCAAAGGAAAAACAAAAAAACAUUGUGGAUAAAAUUGGUGUGUUGUGAAGAUGAUGAAAUCUAGAGUAUUCUUUGAGAAGAACUGUUUUUAAAAGGGGAAGAUGUUGGGGGGGAAAUGCCUUAAGUACAAAGAGUAUCAUGCACAUAUUAAAGCUUUGUAACAGCUUCCUAUAAGAAGUCUUCACUCUUUCAGUAAUAAUAUAGUGACUUUUGUCAACAGGAACCAACAUUAACAAAAAUAAUUGAUCAUAAAACUGUAUUUGAAUUAAAAGCUACUCAAGGAAGUUAUUGCUAUCUCUUAAUAUUAGAAAAACAUGGCUUUUUCUCUUGCUAAAUACUGAAAUACUGAGUCAAUACUGAAAACUGUCUGAAUCAUUUUACUUUACAUUACUAAAUCAUUUACUAAGAUGGACACACCUUAUAUUGAAACUCUCAUCAAUAAUUUAAAAAGUCUAGAUUUGGCCAUUUGUUAGCUGAUUGUUAGCAAAUACUAGGACAAAUAGAAUUUGACAGAAGAACAAGUGAUAAACUUUAGAACUUUUAAUAUUACUUUUAGGGUAUUCCAAACUAUUAGAGUCUCAUAGGCUUCUCAAAAAAAUUUCUUUAACUCAAACAUUAAUAAGUUAUUUUGGGGAAAAAAAUACAGUUGGUAUUUCUAUGCUUUGCCAGAUGUUGUCCCAGUACUUAACAAAGUAAGCUUGUUAAGCUCUGUUUCCCAUCUUUCAUUUCUUAAAGAAAGGGCAUUGCAGUGCCUGUAUCCAACCAGAUGCCUUUUAUUACCAGAAGUUUUGAUGUGCUUCUCUGUAGGGAAUUCUUUCUAUUUGGCCAAUUUCCCCCUAUGGAGUAUGAAUAGAAGAUGUAGAGUAUUGUGAAACUUAAAGAAAAUUAUAUUGAUUGUGAAUAAGUAUAAAUCAAGAAUUUUCUUGUCACAUAGUACAUAUCUGACAUUUCCAGAUGUUGUAAAUAUAUUUUAAAACAUCACCUUUAUUGGUUAAAUUAAUGUAUAUCCAUGCAAGCUUCAAAUAUUAAAAAUCAAGCAGUAAAAGGAAAUCCUAAACUGAAAGACAAAAGCAUUAGCAAAUCAUCUUUGAGAAAGAAACCAGGUUGAAUUAAAUAAAUGUUUGAUCAAAAAGAAAAUGGAGCAUUUUCUAGUAACAAUUGAUAAACUGCUUUAUUCAUUUAAAAAAAUGGCAAUUGAUUGCUAUUCCUGUACUAAACACAAUUUGACUUAACCAUUGAAAAUCUAAACCAAAUUCUCUUCAUCUCUGGUUCCGGUCCAGUUUCACCAUUAGUCUGCCACUCUAAAUGGGGAAAAAUAAAGUUUCUAUGAAUUAUUUCUAUAACCAGUGCCAGAGCUGGGGGAAAAAGAAAGUUGAAGCUAGAUUUUUAUUGAAAUACUACUCACCUUUUGUAUAUGUUUCAUUUGAAAUAAGUCCUAAUGUAAUUUUUUUUGUUUGUUUUUUUGGCCAUCUUCAAGUACAUUUAGUACGUUAAUGCAUAAUAAUACUGAUGUUUGGUGAACAUACUUUACAAACCCUACUUAAGCAAAGUUUUUUCAGCACCAAAUUUUGAGUUUUUGUAUUUUCUAAAGUUGUGUUGGAAUUAAGAGUCUAAUAAGGUCACUGUUUAUUCAAACUGCCCUGAAUCUCUUUCAUGCCCCCCCAACCCCAAAAAAUGAAACAAAACUCAAAACUCUUUAUUCAUUGUGAAUGAAUAAAAAGGUAUUUAUUAAGUGCUUACUAUAUGUCAAGCACUGUGUUUAACUAGCUGAGGAAUGCAAAUAGGGAAAAAACAAUCUGUUCUCUCUGGAACUUAUAUUUCAAUUGGAGAAAAAAACAGCACAAAAAAAUUAGUGAAAUGGGGGGACGGAAGGAGAUAGAAAAGCCUGGAAAUAAUAUGGGUAUAGCAGUGGGAGCAAUGUCAAUGUCCUGGGUUCCUUAAAACCACAUAUAUAGGUUUAAUGAUCAUUCCCAGAAUCAUGAGGGUUUAAAUAGCAAGAAAUGCAGGACUUUAGGAGGCAGUAGUGGAGUAAUAAAUGGCAUAAGACCUGUGGUCUCCCAUUUCACUGGAGGAAGAGUAGAAUAUUGAACCCUCAUCUCAGCACAUGAACUUUCACAGCCCAGCCAAAGAGGGAAGGGAAUGCCUGAGCUUUGUUAAAGGGAUAAAAAUGAUUAUUUCAUGAAUAGGGUGUUUUUCUUAACUUCAAACAUUCCUUUGUAUCACUUUUGAUUGUAAACAGUGUUCUCUGGAAGCUAUUCAAUCUGAGUACACAGGAAUUUCCAAGAACUGUGAUUUUUAAUUAAGAUGUGAUCUUGUUGGGUUUCAGGUACGCACAUAAGCUUUAAGUUUUGAAAAUCUUGUAUUUCAAAUGUAAACAUUUUCACUUUUGUUUGCUGACUACUUUAAUGCCUUUUCUUUAUUCACAGGCUAAAAUGUUAUAUGUAUUGCAAGUUAAUAGUCUGAUCCUAACAUCAUUGUAAGAUGCUGAUUAGCUGGAAUGGACUGUCACUUGUGAUUUCCAGAAGUUUGGCCAUAGUAAAAGGUUAUGUUAUGUUUACAUUCUCAUAAAUACUGCUGGUAUUUACAAAGUGCUUUUCCAAUGACAUCUUUAACACAUUAGUUUGAGAGUAGUAGUGUUGCUAAACAAUGCAGGGCAGUCUUGAUGAAAGUUUUUGCACUAUCAUAAAAAAAAGUUUUGAAAAGAUUUUUUAAAUGAAUUUUUAUGAUUCAAAAUUAUUUCAAGGAAAUAAACCUUUAGGUGGAACAAAAAGACACUGGCUUUCCCACAAAACUUGUUUGAAGAUUCCCACAUGGCAUUAUGUUUGUUCUACUCUUUUCUUUACUAAAUCCACAAUGGCAAAGAAAACAUGGGGAUGUAUAUUUAAUUUGAGUUCUUUUUUCCCCACAAGUGGUAGAAAACUGGCAUCUAUGAGCACAUACACUGAAGCAUGGUUUUAGCUGGUACACUAUAAAGUCUUUGCUGAAACUUAGCUGAAAGGGAAACACGAAAGCCAAGUUUGAAGAGGUGACUAAAGAGAAGAUAUUAAAUGUCACUUUUCAGCUGAUAUAAUUAAGUUACAUAUUUACAGAAGCCUAAUUGAAGGGUUUUUGUUCCUGUUGUAAGCUAAGAUGUUAAAAUCUGUUAUUUGCACACUCUAGUAAGCUAAUUCUAAAACAUCAUGUUAAUUAUAUCAUGGCAUAUGGUACUGUAACAUUUAUUUCUUCCUGCGGCACCAUGAAACUAAGUGCUAUGAAAUGUCUAAAUAUCUUAAACACAUAAGUCACCAGACAUUUGAAGCUUCUUUUCCUCUAUGUAUGUGGACUUUUAUAUAUGUGAACUCCUUACUAAGAGUAAAUGAAAAUAUUCUAAAAUUUGUUCUAUAGAAGCCAUUUCUAUACCUCACUUGCUUACCAGACCCAUCCACUGGAAAUAAUGUCUUUGCCUAAAACACUGUGAUGUAAUUACCAUGAUGUGUAGAGAUAGAGUGCAUUGUUCUGUCUGGAUAAGGAAAAUUUCUAUCCUGUUCAAAUGAAUACUCAUAGCCAGAAUUAAGAGUCUGUAUCCCAACCUAGCAAAAGUAGAUCACAACUUGCUGGUGGUGGUCUGUAUGCUGACCAAAAACUGUGCAUGGAUGUCAGAAUGGGUAUAUGAGCCAUCAAAAUAGAGAAAUGAAUAGAAGACUGGUGUGGUAGAUCACUCCGAUGGGCUAAUCUUGUCAAGGAGAAAGAACUUUAAAAUAAUGUUCAGUUUUAUUACAGUUAAUAACUUAAUGAGCUAAAAAUGAUUUUCUAUGUAUGACACUAAGAAAUCUUUGUACAAAAUAUGCAUAGUGCAAUAAUUUAAAAAGGUCUUAACUUUGCAUUUAUAAAUUAUAAAUAUUGUACAUGGUGUGUAAUUUUUCAUGUAUUCAUUUGCAGUCUUUGUAUUUAAAAGAAUCCUUUACUGUUAAUGUUUGUAUAAUAGAACAAUAUUCAUUUAUUAUGAACUAGGAAAGUUGUAAAUAAAUUCAUAAACCAAACUGCCACUAUA